AUGGAUGUUACACCUGUACUGUACUACUUCUGUGUGGGGAUACUACUGGGUUCAGUGGGAUACUGCGUGGUUCUGUACCUGGCACCGAAGAGUCGAGUGGCCGUGAACAACAAAGCUGUCUUCAUUACAGGAUGUGACAGUGGCUUUGGAUAUCAGCUUGCAAAACGUCUGGACUCGCUGGGCUACACGGUGUUUGCCGGCUGUCUGCUGGCAGACAGUGGCGGGGAGGGGUCGAAGAAACUCCGGGCGGAGUGCUCGAGCAGGCUGAGGACUGUUCAGAUUGACGUCACUGAUGAUGGACAGGUGCAGGCCGCCGUACAACAAGUCAGAGGUCAACUGCCGACGGGGACAAAUGGACUUUACGCAUUGGUGAACAAUGCUGGUGUUUGCCAGCCAGGGUAGAUAGAGUGGGUCAGCAUCGCCGCCUACCGACGUGUGAUGGAAGUGAACACUUUCGGUGCCGUGCGGGUCACCAAGGCGUUCUUGCCGCUGAUUCGUAGGGCAAAAGGACGAGUUGUGAUGACCUCCAGUGGCUCGGGGCUCCACGCUCACCCGGCUCAGUCAGCUUACUGCAUGACCAAGGCAGCCCUGGAGUCAUUCUCGGAUUCACUUAG
Branchiostoma floridae (Florida lancelet) is the source of this 614-nucleotide messenger RNA. RefSeq names its product D-beta-hydroxybutyrate dehydrogenase, mitochondrial-like. NCBI's taxonomy places the organism in Eukaryota, Metazoa, Chordata, Leptocardii, Amphioxiformes, Branchiostomatidae. Bases 1 to 402 code for a protein of 133 amino acids. The transcript is spliced from 4 exons. The record is from RefSeq and is a predicted model, not a curated record.